UCCCCCCGUCUCAUGCAAUGAAUCCACAUGUCCUGUUGUUAAACGGCAUCAUCACACUUCGGCAAACCUGAAACAGCAGCAAAAGCAAAAACCCUAUCUCUUAUUCCUUCCCCACCAACACAACCCUAUCUCCUUGCCCUACCUCACCAGACCAGAGAUUUUCCUUGCUUUGGCAUUUGUGUGUGUUGUUAUACUGUGUUUACUGAUAAAAAAAAAGAACUUGAAGCCAUGGCCUCAAAGAUCCACGUCCCUGUUUCCACAACACAAGGAACCCCACCUUCACUACCAUCACCUACAGGUUUUCUCCCUAUCCGAGCUCCUAUAACUGUUGAUGAUUUUCAAUCAGAUGGUUAUAAAACUGACACCUCUGAUAGCGACAUUGGUAGUAGUCGUAGUGGUACUGGUAGUAAUAUUGAUAAUGGGUUUGUGAGUGGUGAAGAAGAGUUUGAUUCUGCAUCCGAGAGGCCUUUUUUGGGCGACCCAGAUGAGGAAAACAGUGAAGAGGAUGAUUUUGGUGGCAUGUAUCGGGUUUCUAGGCCUUUUGUGGCUGACCCAGAUGAAGAAAUUUCAGUUCUUGAGGAGGUAGAGGAGGAGGAGAGUGGUGUAACUGAUGAAUUUAUCCCUGUUGUUGGGUUGGACAGUGCGAAUUCGAAUGGAAUUAGGCCUAUUGCUCAGUUGUCAAUGGAUGAUGAUGAAUUUGAUAAGGUGACUGGUGAUGAGGGAAUGGUGAGUGAAGUGGACGAUGGAAGCUUUUCAGGUGUUGUCAAAGUUCCUAGUUUUGGGGCUCAAGAGAUUGUGGAUGUUGCACCUCUAGUUAAGGUGCUGGAUAUUGAAGAAGAUAAAGAAGAUGGGUUAUUGGUUCAGAGUAAUUCUUCUUCUGAUGACAACAAAUCUAGGCUGUCAACGGAGAGGGAUUUUGGAGCUGAUAGUUGUGUUUUGGGUCCUAAAGAUGCGGUUGUGACAAAUGGUUCUGCUAAUGACUCUGGUUCGGUGAAAUUGGUCGAGGACAAUGGUCAUGUUGUAACAGUUACUCAGCCCACGAACUUGUGGGUGAAUGGUGAUUCUCCUGAAAACUCCGAAGGUGAUAAAAUGGAAGAUGUGCGAGAAAGCAAUACAAAUUCCUCUGGUAUCAAAGAUGAAGCAAACCGUGAUUCAGAAACAAUAGGAGGACAAAAAGGCUUACUUUCUCCUGAAAACUUCGAAGGUGAUAAAAUGGAAGAUGUGCGAGAAAGCAAUACAAAUUCCUCUGGUAUCAAAGAUGAAGCAAACCGUGAUUCAGAAACAAUAGGAGGACAAAAAGGCUUACUUUCUCCUGAAAACUUCGAAGGUGAUAAAAUGGAAGAUGUGCGAGAAAGCAAUACAAAUUCCUCUGGUAUCAAAGAUGAAGCAAACCGUGAUUCAGAAACAAUAGGAGGACAAAAAGGCUUACUUUCUGAUGAUGACAUUGAAGAGUUAAUUUUUGGUGGCUCUGGAACAACCAAGCUCAUCAUGAAUGAAUUAGAGCAAAAUUCAGCCUUCUCUUCCCCCCCAGGUAUUGAAGCUUAUCAUGAUCAUCCGCAGACGAUAGAUGGAGAGAUUACUAUGGACUCAGAUGAAGAUACAGACUCAGAUGAAGAAGCAGACGAAGUUAGAGAGCCAGUAGGAAAACAGUUAUUUGAUUCUGCUGCAUUUGCUGCUCUUUUAAAAGCAGCAACUGGUGCUGAAUUGGAUGGAGGCAGAAUAGCACUAAGCUCUGUUGAUGGUUCUGGAUUAUUUUCUCUUGAAAAUCCUGCUGGUUCAGGUUUCCAGUUUCGCACAAGGAGACAUGCUCCCCCACCAGAUAUGGUAAAGCGUACUUUAAGUGAAGAAGAAAAGAAGAUUUUAGAGAAGAUACAGCACAUAAGGGUGAAGUUCUUGAGGCUUGUCCAGCGACUAGGACAGUCUCCUGAAGAUUCUAUAGUUGAAUCAGUGCUACAUCGGCUGGACCCAGAUGAAGGGAGACGUGUUAGUCGAGAGUUUAGCCUUGAAACUGCUAAGAGUAUGGCCAUGCAGCUUGAAGCAGAGGGCAAAGAUGAUUUAAACUUCUCUUUGAACAUUUUGGUUCUCGGGAAAACUGGAGUGGGGAAGAGUGCCACCAUUAAUUCUAUUUUUGGUGAGAAGAGAGUUGAGAUCAAUGCGUUUGCACCUGCCACAACUAGGGUUAAUGAGAUUGUUGGAACAGUUGAUGGAGUUAAAAUCAGAAUCAUCGACACACCAGGUCUCAGGUCCUCUGUAAAGGAAGAGGCUACCAACCGGAAAAUACUAGCAUCUGUAAAAAAGCUGAUUAACAAGUUUCCUCCAGAUGUUGUCCUCUAUGUUGACCGGUUAGACACCCAUGAUAGAGAUCGCAAUGAUUUGCUGUUGUUAAGUUCGCUUUCCAGAACUCUAACUUCAUCAAUAUGGAAAAAUGCAAUUGUCACUCUGACGCAUGCCACUUCUCCUCCUCCUGAUGGACCAUCUGGGUCAUCCCUAGCUUUUGAGGUGUAUGUUGCUCAACGAUCUCAUGUUAUCCAGCAAGCAAUCAGCCAAGCAGUUGGUGAUUCGUACCUGAUGCAUCCGAGUAUGAAGCAUCCGGUGUCUCUUGUUGAGAAUCAUUCUUUGUGCCAGAAGAACGAGAACGGAGAAAAUGUCCUCCCAAAUGGACAAAGCUGGAGACCCCAAUUAUUACUGCUGUGUUACUCACUGAAGGUUUUGUCUGAAGCAAGUUCUAUAUCCAAGCCUCAAGAUCUUAUUGACCACAAGAAGCCUUUUGGUUUACGGCUCCGCUCUUUACCUCUACCCCACCUCGUGUCUUCUCUGUUGCAUUCUCGCCCUCAUCUAAAACUCCCUACUGAUCUGGGUGAUGAGGACAUUGAUUCAGACAUGGACUUGGUUGACCUCCCUGAUUCGGAUGCAGAAGAUGAGGAUGAAUAUGACCAGCUUCCACCAUUCAAGCCUUUGAGGAAAUCUCAGGUUCAGAAGCUCAGCAAAGAGCAAAAGAAAGCUUAUUUUGAGGAGUAUGAUUAUCGGGUGAAACUCCUUCUAAAGAAGCAGUGGAGAGACAAUUUGAAAAGGCUGAAGGAGAUAAAGAAGAGAGGCAAAGAUUGCAGUAAUGACAUUGGGGAAGAUGUGGACCAGGAAGAUGAAGGUCCAGCACCAGUGCCUGUGCCUCUGCCUGACUUUGUCCUCCCACAAUCGUUUGACAGUGACAAUCCUUCAUACAGGUACCGAGCUUUGGAGCCUGCAUCACAGUUUCUUGUCAGGCCAGUUUUGGAUGCCCAGGGCUGGGAUCAUGAUUGCGGAUAUGAUGGUGUUAACAUCGAAAGUAAUCUUGCUAUUGCUGGUCAGUUUCCUGGUGCAUUUACGGUUCAAAUCACAAAAGAUAAGAAAGACUUCAAUAUCCAAUUAGAUUCUUCAAUUUGCGCUAAGCAUGGAGAAAAUGGAUCAACUAUGGUGGGAUUCGACAUCCAGACUAUUGGAAGGCAGCUUGCUUAUAUCUUGCGAAGUGAGACCAAACUCAAAAAGUUUAAGAUGAACAAAUCAUCAGCCGGGAUAUCUGUUACUCUACUAGGUGAAAAUGUAGUCACUGGAUUCAAGAUUGAGGAUCAGAUUGCAGUUGGAAAGCGCUUGGCUUUGGUGGGAAAUGCUGGCACUGUGAGAUCAGGUAACGAUACUGCCUAUGGAGCCAACUUUGAAGUGCGGCUCAAGAGUAAAGAUUUUCCUAUAGAGCAGGACCAAUCCACAUUAGGUCUGUCCUUGAUGAAGUGGAGGGGUGAUUUAGGUCUGAUGGCCCAUUUACAGUCUCAAUUCUCCAUUGGUCGGAAUUCCAAAAUGGCUGUCCAUGUUGGAAUGAACAAUAAGCGAAGUGGCCAGAUCUCCAUCAAGACGAGCAGCUCGGAACUGCAAGCUGCACUUAUUGGUAUUGUGCCAAUUGCAGUGUCCAUCCUUCAGAGUAUUUAUCCUGGUUCUAAUGCAGGAUGCACAAAUAUACUAGAUCAUUGAGUGCUUUUUCCCAGUUUAAUUAGUGCUAUUAGUCAUCACCUGGGUUUUCAUGGGGAAAUAAACUUUGGUGUUGUGCCAAUUGCAGUGUCCUUCAUCCUUCAGAGUAUUUAUCCUGGUUUGAAUGCAGGACACUCAAAUAUACGAGAUUAUCAAGUGCUUUUUUCCAGUUUAAUCAGUGCUAUUAAUCAUCACCUAAGUUUUCAUAGGGAAAUAAACUUUCAGCAAAGGCUAUUCACUGUCUUGCAUAUGCUCAUGAUCACAACAGCUUUGUUCAGUCUUCUGUACAUUUUAUUUAUUUAUUAGGCUUGCCAAGUUGUUACAUUAUGAGAUGAAGACUACAUACAGUGCUCUAUGAAGUGGCUUGUUAACUCU
Molecule: messenger RNA, 4371 nt
Organism: Populus trichocarpa (black cottonwood)
Lineage: Eukaryota; Viridiplantae; Streptophyta; Magnoliopsida; Malpighiales; Salicaceae
Product: translocase of chloroplast 159, chloroplastic
Exons: 2
Coding region: 229-3999 (1256 amino acids)
Biological process (GO): protein targeting to chloroplast
Cellular component (GO): chloroplast outer membrane
Molecular function (GO): GTP binding; GTPase activity
Source: RefSeq, a predicted model, not a curated record